Leishmania major strain Friedlin is the source of this 1524-nucleotide messenger RNA. RefSeq lists its product as hypothetical. Bases 1 to 1524 code for a protein of 507 amino acids. NCBI's taxonomy places the organism in Eukaryota, Euglenozoa, Kinetoplastea, Trypanosomatida, Trypanosomatidae. The transcript has a single exon. Gene Ontology annotation, cellular component: membrane. Gene Ontology annotation, molecular function: signaling receptor activity. The record is from RefSeq and is a predicted model, not a curated record.
AUGUCUCUGAAGGCAACAGACAUUAUCUUAGGGGACCGCGCACCACGGUCAUUCCUCGAACUUAACCGAGAGGACCCACGAGUGAUGCGCAACAGCCGAGAAAAUGAGGAAUCGCUGCCGUUCGUGUCCUUGCCAUGCGUGCACGCCACUCGCACGCACCCGACGUGCACUUCGAAGCAGCAACGCAACAUGUUCGUGAGCGGCGAAUCAGCCCAACUAGACUUCCCAGCGUACUCGUCGACGAAGAUGGUGAUGACGUCGCCUUUCAUCCCCACGGAGCGAGAGCACAACUUUUUCAUGAAGGACGAGGACAGUCAGAGUUUCGGCGACGGCGACGCACACAAGACGGUCAGACCGGGACUCGACAGUGCGCAGAGCUCCACAGCCACCUUCGACGCCGUGAUGCCGUGCAGAAUGAUCGCGACAGCGGCCGUGGUGACCCCCUCGGCGGGGACGCAGGACACCGCUGAUGUGAGUACCGCAACCACCUUCGACGUGCCUUCAGCCGCGCUGGAGGACCAGAACACUCCGCGUCAGCUGGAGCACACGGCGACGCACACGAAGACGGCGGUGCACAGCUACACGCAGGGCAAGCGCCGCUUCUCCCUCGUUGCCAAGGCACCAGCGUUUGACGCAGCGAGGGAGCAGCAAAGGAACUUGAUCACGAUGGGUCCCGACGAGUCGCUGCCGCUGUACAAGUUCGAGGAAAUCCCGCCUUGGCAGAGGUACAACCCGUAUAUCCGCAGCCGCUACCGGGCCUUCUAUACGGUCGAGAUGUGUUUCAAGAGCCUCCUAGGCUGGCAUAACGAGACCAUCAACGUGUGCUCGCAUCUUCUUACCUUUGUCGUCUUUCUCGUCUUAACCGCGCUGCUGUACACCACGGUGCUCAGCAAAGCUGUCACCGCCCCCUCUCUCAGCGCGUCCAAGCUGAUAUACGGCAUCUUCUGCUUCGGCUCCCUCAUCUGCAUGCUGAACAGCGCCAUCUAUCACCUCUUCAACAGCCACUGCAGCUGUCGCGUGAUGACAGCGAUGGGACGGCUGGACUUUAUAGGCAUCACAGCCCUCAUUGUGUCCAGCUUCUUGCCUCCGCUGUAUGUCAUGUUUCACUGCCACCCCGUAGCGCGAACUGUGUACAUUACGGCGAUCUUGCUGCUCAGCACGGCCGGUGUCAUCGGCCCGUGGACGGAUUUGUUUCAUAAGAAUGUACGAGUGCGGUUGAGCGUGUUUCUUGGGCUGGGUUUUAGCGGUCUGGCGCCGGCCCUCCACAGCCUCGCGAUUUUGCCCAUGAACGCAGCGAGCGUGUCGACGCUGCUUGGCAUUUGCCUGAUGGUGGUCCUCUACUGCAGCGGAGUGGCUUUCUAUGUGACUCAGUUUCCGGAGUCUCGCUACCCUGGCCACUUCGACUGCUGGCUCUCCAGUCAUCAGCUUUGGCACUUCUUUGUCUCCAUGGCAGCCCUGGUGCACUACUGUAACUGCGUUAGCAUGUACCAGAUGUGGCAAGUGAGCGAUGGCAUGUGCGGAUGA